Molecule: messenger RNA, 4784 nt
Organism: Malaya genurostris
Lineage: Eukaryota; Metazoa; Arthropoda; Insecta; Diptera; Culicidae
Gene: per
Product: period circadian protein
Exons: 6
Coding region: 526-4086 (1186 amino acids)
Biological process (GO): circadian regulation of gene expression; negative regulation of transcription by RNA polymerase II; entrainment of circadian clock by photoperiod
Cellular component (GO): nucleus; cytoplasm
Molecular function (GO): transcription corepressor binding; transcription cis-regulatory region binding
Source: RefSeq, a predicted model, not a curated record
UGCUCACUCUGUCACCGUCGGUCGUUGAGAUUGGACAGGAAAUCUUUUCGCUGCGUUAGAAAUAAUAAUCCUCGGAACAGAUUUGCUUAGCUUGACAGGAUUAAACAUAUUCCAGCGUUAGUUGGAAGUAGUGCGAGAUCAAAUUGUGAGCUCAGCUGAUAUUCGAUACGGCUCUUCGGGUGCUGUACAUAUAAAUGAACCACACAAAAACCGUUCGAUAGCAUUCGUGAUACCGAUCUUCGCGGGAUAGCAACUGUAUCUCAUUGAACAUUGAAUUUCAAUUACAUUUUUUUUCCAGUAAUGGUGAAACCAUAGGAAAUUGGGUGAAUAUUCUAGUAUACAUCUGGUGAACGGAACAAACGAAAAUAUAAAAGAUGGCCACUUGUGUGUGAAGUGCCGAAGUGCUCGAAAAGAACUAUUACAUAAGUGAAUGUGAAGAUCCUAGUGUAUCAAUCGAUGGCAAAUUGUGGAAUAACAAAGUGAGAACGAAAUUAAUUAGACGGGAUUAGCUCAGAACCGAUCGCAAUGAGUGCCACCGGAACCGAGAACAUGGAGGGCUCCGAGUCCAUCCAUAAUACGAAGAUAUCCGACUCCGGUUAUGCCAACAGCUGCACCAACAGCAAAUCUCAACGAAGUGGCAGCUCCAAAACUCAUCACAGCGGCAGCAGCGGUGCCGGCAGCAGUGGUUGCAGUGGCACCGGAAACACUCAGCCGGACGCCGCCGCAACUGCACUGCAACAAUCGCCGUCCAAACAUGCAAAAGACAAGGACAGGAAAACGAAAGAAAAGGAACUGAAAACACAGAUCGACGCAAACGCGACCGGUGUUCUGGUCGACGAGACACGCAAGGUAAAACCAUGCCCGUCGGCUGCAGCGGCAGUGGGAACGACAAACACUACCCGACUAGAAACUGAGACCUCUUGCUAUUUAGAUGAGCCCAGUGAUCGUCAGCCUAUUGACAAAAACGAUGACUUCAUUGUAAAAGAGGAAACCCAAGCAUCGCAGGAGUCGAUCCGCCGGACAGACAGCAUACAAUCUCCCUGUUUCCUUCCCGGACCGUCACCGGCUACCCCACUGGAUGAUGCCUUCCAUGAUGGGGAUGGUGAAAAACUUACAGGUUCUAUUCAUGUGCAGUCUCCGGGCACCACAACACCAGUGGCGUCCAGACCGCCCAACAUGGAGGAUGGAUUCCGGUGCAUUAUUUCAAUGCAUGACGGUGUCGUACUGUUCACGACCCCGAGCAUAACGCACAGCCUUGGAUUUCCGAAAAACAUGUGGAUCGGACGAUCGUUCAUCGAUUUUGUACAUCCCAAGGAUCGAGCCACCUUCGCCAGUCAGAUAACGUCCAAGGUGGCCGUUCCUCUGGGUGCAUUCGAGGACGACAGUCGGCAAAAAUCCCCGACCAAUGCACUGUACGUGAUGCUGCGAAAGUACCGAGGUCUCAAGAGUACGGGAUUUGCUGUCACGGGCACCGCCGUCAACUAUGAACCGUACCGGUUGGUGUUGACAUUCCGGGAGGCCCUACAGGAAAGAAAUGAGGUCACACCACAAAAUGGCCGCAACAUUUUGCUGAUCAUAACCGCCACACCGGUUAAGAGUAUCUAUAAAACUCCAAAUGAAAAUUUCAAUGACAAAGAACUUAAGUUCAGUACGAUUCACAAGCCCUGCGGUAAGCUGAAUUACGUCGACGGAAAUUCUGUGGAAUUUCUUGGGUAUUUACCGCAGGAUAUUUUGGAACGUUCGAUAAUGGAACUGUAUCAUCCGGAAGAUAUGCCGAUCGUGAAGCAAGCCUACGAGAAAGUGAUGCUGAACGGACAAUCUAUUGGAGCUACUUUCACAAGUCCGUCGUAUCGAUUCCUAGCCCAGAAUGGUUGCUACAUUGUACUACAAACGGAAUGGACCAGUUUUGUCAAUCCAUGGUCACGAAUGCUUGAACUAGUGAUAGGAAACCACCGGGUGCUGGAGGGUCCUUUUAUUCCGGAUGUAUUCACCUCGAAUGAAGCCGGCGUUUGUCACGAAACGUUUUCGAAUGAGCUACAGAAGACGGCGGAAAAGAAUGUGGAAGAUAUUCUUCAGUUCCUGAAAGAACCAGUUGCCAAACCUUCGGAUAAAGUAAGCCAAGAGGUAUCGAAACGGUGUCAGAUGUUUGCUUCGUUGAUGGAAGACACCCCGGAUGAGGUAGCACAACCCGAACUGACCUUGAAUCUGUUGAAGGUAAAUUCAGAGUUAACCUUUUCGGAGCAGGAUUCCGUAAUGCUUGGGGAGAUUUCUCCGCAUCAUGAAUAUUUCGAUAGCAAAAGUUCGUCGGAGACACCGCCAAGCUACCAUCAGCUCAACUACAACGAUAAUCUCUAUCGCUUUUUCAACAGCCAUCCUAUCAUGAACGUAGAAGAAUCUCCUAAGAUGGACUCAUCCGGUGGAACCCACACGGAAACGGUGGACGCCCGUACGAAUGUCAGUCCGAAUGGGCAGUUCAGUGGUAGCGGAGAAGGUAGCAACGACAGUUCCGAACGAAACGGUAAAAUGCCCAAAACAACGCCUACCUCCAGCAACGGACCGGAGUUCUCGAACAACUUCCAACCUCCGGCGUUAACCGAAGAAAUGCUCUGCCUUCACGAUGAGGAUAUGCAAAAGGCUAUGUUGAAGAAGCACCGUGAGGCAAGAACCCUGGCCCGAUGUUCGGAGAAAAAGAAAGGACCUCCGGAUAAAGCUCAACCCAGUCAUGUGUCCCACGGUCUUAAGCGAGGUCACUCCAAUUCUUGGGAGGGCGAAAAUCAUAAAACCUUCAAACACCAGCAUAACCAGAAACCUACUGCCAACCCUCAAAAUCAGUCACUAAAUUUAAGCGCCCCUCCAAAUCCGACUGCUCCUCUGCAAGCAACUUCCGUCGCAGGACCCAACGAAAUGAACGCACCGAACACCGGGACAACCGGCACUCCACAGCCAGCAGCACUUACGUACCGGGUGCCACGAAACGGGGACCAAUGGCAACCGUUCUCGGUUAGUUUAACGGCGAUACAAGCAUCGCAAAGAAACGCACUCACCAGUUUCGCUCCACCGCAGAACAUGAUGCCAACAUUGUACUACAUUCCGUCGGCUCCUCCUCCUACUCCACCAUCCAUUCCCGGCUCGACUCCCGGUGGGGUUGGACUGCCUCGGUUGAACACUAUUCCGAUUCCGUACAUACCGGACAUGAUGUACCAUCAGCCAAUGCAGCUCUACCAGCCGUCACUGUACUACUCGCCGAUGAUGUACCAGGCAAUGCCCUUCCAGCCGGUGGCACUUCCAAGUGGGCUGCCGAACGGCACUCGAAAUCAACCACCUCAAAACCUGCCACCCCCAGUUCAGCAAGCAGCACAACCCUCAGCGUCGCAGCUUUGCCAGAUCAACCGUCCUACCGAACCAACAGCCGCAACCGGAACAGCUACGAUGGUCCAGACUGGCAAGCAGUAUGAUCGGCCAACAUUUUCCAAGGGUUCCAGUAAAGUUUACGGUAGUUUUACUGGUAUCUCGAACGGCCAUCGAACGGAAGAGCAAAAGGGACGAAAUGUGAUGCUAGAGGACAACAACAGAAAAGUACCGACGGCACGGCACCAGGCCAGUGAAGAUGCGGAUGAGUCGACCUUCUCCAGCCUAGCGUCUAGUUUCCUGCGAACGGAAAAUUCUUCCGAAAGCAUCUACUUGGAGAAGAAAGCUUCAAGUGAGAUGACCUGGGAUAGCGUACCGAACAAGCGGAGACCGGGUGCUCCCUGGUUGGAGAAUGUAAACCAAACGACGGAUUGGGCCUACCGGUACAAGAUAUCGGACCGUUCGGCCAAGGAUGCGCUAUCUUCCGAUUUGGUGAAGCUCAAGGAUCUCAAACAGCCCACGUUGGUAAACGAUCAACUCGGACAGCUGUACCUGGAUCUGGAGCUGCAAGGUCUCUCAGUGAAACUUUCGCUGAGUGAGACCACUUCCGGCAGCAGCAGUGACGAUUGCGAAACACUAGAUACGAGAAAGAUUACCAAACGAAAUAUGAAAUACAAUAAGUUACAGUUGAUCUACGAAGAGAACGCCCCGUUUCCACCUUCAACCAUUGGACCUUAAGCCGGAAUAUUCUAGAUAAAUUAUUUUGAUGUGAUAAAUUAUACACCGCCUUUUUUUACUUUUAGUAGUUUGUUAUUCUAAAGUAAAGCAGCUAUUUGAUUGAUCGUAGAGGUUUAUUGUAAAGUCAGAAGAAUAUGCAAUUUUAUGUAUGAAAAUGACUAUGGAUAACAUUUAACUAACAUACCAUGCCUCAAAUCCAAACAAACUUUGAAUGAGUUAAAAUAAAAAUAUACGACAAAAAUAAGUAUCAACCGAGAAUCGAAGUACAACGAUGAAAGCCUGUUUUGACUUGACAUUUAAUAAUAAAUUUAGGGCAGGAAAACAAAUGUAUAUCAAAUAUUUCACAAACUAAUCGAACCUCAAUCUUUGGAUUGCGUUUAAAUCCAACAUUCUUUCAAUGUUACGAAACUUAUAACAAAACACAAUAACUAAAUUUUUUCGAUUAUCAUGCAGCCAGGCUGUUUUAUAGACAUAAGCAUGCACAAAGUGUAUCUUCACCGUUACAAGCGUACGUUUCCUUGUGAAUUUUCAGUAUAUACAGCUAUUUUGAUGUCAUCCCAUAUGUAUCACGUGUAGGUUCUUUAAGUUUCGUACUACAUGACACACAGUGCAAGUUAUCUAACGAGAGAUACGUGAUCAAAUCAAAUGUUUCAACAUAUUGAAAUAUUCGUACAAAUAUAGAUUCAACCUCACCUAAA